ACCGCCGUCAUGGCCCUGCUUCGAGGUGUCUUCAUAGUUGCUGCCAAGCGAACACCUUUUGGAGCUUACGGAGGUCUUCUGAAAGACUUCACAGCUACGGACUUGACUGAAUUUGCUGCGAAGGCUGCACUGUCUGCUGGCAAUGUCUUGCCUGAAACUGUUAACAGUGUCAUUGUAGGCAAUGUCAUGCAGAGUUCAUCCGAUGCUGCCUACUUGGCAAGGCAUGUUGGCUUGAGGGUAGGAAUACCAAGAGAGACUCCAGCUCUCACUGUUAAUAGGCUCUGCGGCUCUGGUUUCCAGUCCAUUGUGAAUGGAUGUCAGGAAAUUUGUGUUAAAGAUGCUGAAGUUGUCUUGUGUGGAGGAACUGAAAGUAUGAGCCAGGCUCCCUACUGUGUCAGAAACGUGCGUUUUGGAACCAAGUUUGGAACAGAUCUCAAGCUGGAAGAUUCUUUGUGGGCAGGAUUAACAGAUCAGCAUGUCCAGCUCCCCAUGGGAAUUACUGCAGAGAAUCUUGCUGUGAAAUACAAAAUAAGCAGAGAAGACUGUGACAGAUACGCCCUACAGUCACAACAGAGGUGGAAAGCUGCUAACGAUGCUGGCUACUUCAAUAAUGAGAUGGUGCCAAUUGAGGUGAAGACAAAGAAGGGGAAACAGACAAUGCAAGUAGAUGAGCAUGCUCGACCCCAGGUGACCCUGGAGCAGCUCAGUAAACUUCCUCCCGUGUUCAAGAAGGAAGGAACUGUCACCGCAGGGAAUGCAUCAGGGGUAUCUGAUGGUGCUGGAGCAGUUAUCAUAGCUAGUGAAGAUGCUGUUAAAAAACAUAACUUCACACCACUGGCAAGAGUCGUGGGCUAUUUUGUGUCCGGAUGUGACCCCUCUAUCAUGGGUAUUGGUCCUGUCCCCGCUAUCAGUGGGGCACUGAAGAAAACAGGGUUGAGUCUUAAGGAUAUGGAUUUGGUAGAAGUGAAUGAAGCUUUUGCUCCUCAGUACUUGGCAGUUGAAAAGAGUUUGGAUCUUGACCCAGGAAAAACCAAUGUGGAUGGAGGAGCCAUUGCUCUGGGUCACCCACUGGGAGGAUCUGGAUCAAGAAUUAUCACACACCUGGUUCAUGAAUUAAGGCGUCGAGGUGGGAAAUACGCAGUUGGAUCUGCUUGCAUUGGAGGUGGCCAAGGCAUUGCUGUCAUUAUCCAGAACACAGCCUGA
Molecule: messenger RNA, 1203 nt
Organism: Orycteropus afer afer
Lineage: Eukaryota; Metazoa; Chordata; Mammalia; Tubulidentata; Orycteropodidae
Source: RefSeq, a predicted model, not a curated record